Molecule: messenger RNA, 2764 nt
Organism: Talaromyces stipitatus ATCC 10500
Lineage: Eukaryota; Fungi; Ascomycota; Eurotiomycetes; Eurotiales; Trichocomaceae
Product: alpha-ketoglutarate-dependent taurine dioxygenase
Exons: 5
Coding region: 121-1275 (384 amino acids)
Cellular component (GO): cytoplasm
Molecular function (GO): 2-oxoglutarate-dependent dioxygenase activity
Source: RefSeq, a predicted model, not a curated record
GGAGAUAUUAUUUAUAGUUGUUAGAGAUACAUAUAUCAAUCCUUCUUCCCUUCCAUAUACAAGUCUGCAGUUACUACUUAGUCUGUUGACAGGAGAAAACAUCUAUAAUAAUAUCAAAUCAUGGCCCCCGCUUUAGUGGAAGACCCCCUCCCUAUCCGCGAAUCCGCAGCUGCAAAAGCCAAUAUCAAAGAAAACUUCAACAAGGAGUUCUUCAUUGGCGGAAAGGAUGCGUUUGAUAACAAGGCCGAACUUGAGGGUACAGAUGCUCAGCCGGCAGCGACAUACCCUAACUACCUACCUGUUUGGGAUAAUGAGAAGGGCGUGAAAUAUCCCCCCUGGACACCAUUUGAACAUUAUGAUCAUGGCAAAGAUGCCGACCCUUCUUUUAAAGAUCUGCUCCCUGCGGAUAAGGCUCAGGUCACGGAGAUCACACCGUACAUUGGCUCCGAGGUUCGCGGAGUACAGUUGAGCCAACUCACAGAUGCAGGCAAGGACCAACUUGCUCUGUUUGUUGCCCAACGUAAAGUCGUCGCAUUCCGCGACCAAGACUUUGCAAAACUCCCGAUUGAAAAGGCGUUGGAAUUCGGUGGGUACUUUGGCCGUCAUCACAUCCAUCCUACUUCCGGUGCCCCCAAGGGCUUCCCCGAAAUCCACCUCGUCCAUCGCGGCGCAGACGACAACUCCUUCUUACAGACAUUCUUGCAUGAGCACACAAAUUCCGUUACGUGGCAUUCGGACGUCUCCUACGAAGCUCAGCCACCCGGUACCACGUUCCUAUACUUGCUAGAUGGUCCUACGAGCGGUGGUGACACAUUAUUCGCCAAUCUGGCAAAGGCCUAUCAGCGUUUGAGCCCUGAGUUCCGGAAGAGACUUCAUGGACUCAAAGCUGUGCAUUCGGGUUUUGAGCAGGCUCAGAGUGCCUUGGCGAGGGAUAGUACGGUGCGAAGAGAUCCCGUGAAGCAUGAGCAUCCGAUUGUGCGUACCCAUCCGGUUACGGGUGAGAAGGCGCUUUAUGUCAAUCCUCAGUUCACCCGUUACAUUGUAGGAUACAAAAAGGAAGAAUCCGACCAUCUCCUCAAAUUCUUGUUUGAUCAUGUCGCCUUAUCGCAGGAUCUACAGACUCGCAUCAAAUGGGCUCCUGGAACAGUUGUCGUUUGGGACAAUCGGGUAACUGCGCAUUCGGCUUUGUAUGACUGGGAGAACGGCCAGAGACGUCAUCUUGCUCGUAUAACUCCCCAGGCUGAACCUCCUCGUGAGACGCCGUUUGAAGGUUAAAUUGGAGAAAAGAUUGAUUUGCAGUAUAUAUACUAGAAUUCAUGUAGCAAAGAAUCAUUGGGCGUUGUAAUUCAUCAGUGACAACAAAUAAUAUAGUAUAGUCAUGUCGUACAAUGGUGGUGAUCUUCAAUCCAAGCAUUUCGACGAAACCUCGUCUGCAUGUAAAGUACUCCUGCAGGGCCGUUGUAUUUGCAUCGGACUGCUCGCCGGUAAAAUAAAAGCCCAACUUUUAUUGUCCUUACUUUCAGUACUCCGACAGCUCUGCUCCUUGCAUGAAGACGUGCUUGAGUCUUCCGGAUCUCCUUCCAUAGCACGACCCAGACCAUCUUCGUCCACGUUCAGAUGCGAGUAGAAAGACCAAUCCGAUGACACAGAGUCGCUAUCCUCAUAAUCCAUGUCAUUCGUGAAGUCAUCUAGGUAUCCCAUUGCAGAGUCAUUGCGACACCUGACAAGAGGCGGAAACUCUUCUAACGCUGCACUUGGUACUCGUGUCGGAAUAUCGUCUGCGUUUCCCCACGUACAUUCCAAAUGAUUGUCUGAUGGAGAUAAAGAAUUGGAAAUGAGGAGCUCGGGAACUUCAGAUGUUGUUUUUUUCAUCUGGUCCAAGUUGAAUAUUGGCUUCAUAUCAUCUGCUGAGAUAUCGUGAAUGUCUUCAAUGUGUUGUGCGCUUGGUACAUCGAGAGCAUUGAGGGAUCUUACAAGUGACAUGAACUGUUGCUUGCUCGCCCAUUUUCGAUAACUGCCCUCGUAAGUUGAUGAAUAUUGUUCGACUGUGCAUUCUGGAUCGCAUUCUUGGGUUUCGCGGGCCAGAUCCGGACGCUCUUGAAUUAGGGGGUGGAUGCACUUUGAAGCCAUGAUAUAGAUUUCUGAGGUGAUAGAGUUCCUCUGAAGUCCGCAAGACAAUAUGACAGGAAAUCCCGAAAUAAAUAUUCUCAGCACAUAAGACAUGCGCCCCUCAAGCAAGAAAGAUAAGGAUACAAGCUUCGACAAGCAACAAAUGCGCAAGACGAAGUUCGCAGCAUAGUGGCGGGUAGAUGCAGUGUGUAAAGGCUAGCUGCAUUACCUGCGAAGGAAAAAGUGGUAUAAGGUAGUACGCCACGUCCAUUGUGUACUCCCUUGUAACACUGUAACACCUGAACGGCCAUACGGCUCGGCCAUUGAUCAAGCGUACUUCUUCUUAAGCUGUUAUCAGAGAUCAUGAUCGUCACGUACGUUUCUAGAGCCGAUCCAUCAGUGCAACAUUCCACUCACGAAAUAUCCUUGCAGAUACGGGUAUCAGCAGGUUAGUGCGUUGCAGUGACAGAACCAAUUCGUUAUAUAUAUUUUCGGGCAGGAAUAAUUCUUCCAGAGAGAGGGACGUUGGUGCUCCAUUUUCAGGUUCUAGUAUACCUUCGACGUCUGUCACGUUCUGAUAUAGGACUUUCAUGGCUCGCCUUGAUAUAAUGCUAUGAUCUGCGCUAGAGCUUGAGUAUCGAAGAUCUGGGUUAAA